Messenger RNA from Saprolegnia parasitica CBS 223.65, 267 nucleotides. RefSeq lists its product as hypothetical. The record is from RefSeq and is a predicted model, not a curated record. Bases 1 to 267 code for a protein of 88 amino acids. Lineage: Eukaryota; Oomycota; Saprolegniomycetes; Saprolegniales; Saprolegniaceae. The transcript has 3 exons.
AUGCGACGUCAAGGGACGAGACAUUCACGUUGGUGGGCUCACCGAGUCGCUGCGCGUCAAGAGCCACGUGACGGCGAUGAUAACAUACGACGUGGCUGCUUGUUGUGCCCUCCGAUCGAUCGCGUGGUCCCUACAUGGGCAUUACCGACACCGCUUUGUUGCAGUCGGCAGCUUCGAGUCGUCGGUGGCUGUUCGUGUCUGGGUCCAACACAGCCGCCGAGAGCCGAGCCGUCUACAGAACACGGGCUUCCAGACCACGUUGGGUGA